AUGGGCCCCACAGUCACAUUCCUGAUUGCCAUUGACACCCUUCCCAGGCCCACCCUCUGGGUCUUCCCAAGUCCUGUGGUCCCCAGGGGAGCAGAUGUGACCCUCAGGUGCCAGGGCCACCUGGGGAGUGACAGAGUCCAGCUCUGGAAGGAUGGAGAACUCAGAGAUGAGAGAAAUGCAUCCUGGCAGCAGGCAGAGUUUGUGCUCAGGAAUGUGGAUGACCAGAGAGAUGCAAGAAGCUACAGCUGCCGUUCUGGGCAGGGGCCCUGGUGGUCAGAGCUCAGUGAAGCCCUGGCCCUGGUGGUGACAGGUGAGGGAGUGCUGGUCUACAGCCAUACCUGGUGGGAAAGAGGAGCCCUCCUCAAACCUGUCAUUUCAGCCUUACAUGGCUCCACAAUACCCCCAAGGACAACAGUGACCAUCUGCUGCCAAAUAUCAUCACGGGCUCCCGCUCAGGACUACAGCUUAGCCCUGCUGGAGGCAAAGAGCCUGGAGCCUUUGCAGCAACAAAGCCCUGCAGGGACCCGGGCUGUUUUCUCACUUCUGUCUGUGAGGCCCCAGGACACUGGGAGCUACAGCUGCAUUUACUACAAGGACACAGCCCCGCACAUAGGGUCCCAUCCUAGCCAGGCCCUGGAGCUGACUGUGUCUGGAUGGCUCCCCAAACCCAUUUUGUGGGCCCAAACUAACCUCAUGGUGGCCCCAGGGGCCAACAUCACUCUCUGGUGUUCAAGGCCCAAGCCGUCUUUUCUUAAAGAGGUGACUUUCACUCUGUGGAAGGCUGGGACCCAGACUCCCUUACAGCAGCAGACCUCAUCAGAUCUCUGGACUGACUUCUUCCCAUCUGUGAAACCUGAGGACACUGGGAGCUACAGCUGUUUUUACAGGGAAAGUACAGCAUCUGCUAGAAGAUCAGAGCCCAGUGUGGCCCUGGAGCUGGUGAUGCCAGAUUCUCUUCCCAAGCCUUCCCUCUCAGUCUGGCCUGGACCAGAGGUGGCCUCAGGAGCCAAUGUGACCCUCCUGUGCUGGGGGCCCUCGUGGAGUGGUACCUUUGUUCUGGACAAGGAUGGAGAUGAGAAAAUGCUGCCAAGCACUGAUACCACUCAAGAUGGGGCCAAGUUUUUCCUGACUCACGUGACCCCCAAGCACUCUGGCAAUUACAGCUGCAGCUACCAACUUCCCACUGAUGGAAGUCUCUGGAUAGAACACAGUGAGCCCCUGCAGCUCAUAGUGACAGAGCCCAGUAACACCCUUGUUAUCAUCCUCAGCUAUGUUUCCUUCCUCCUCCUCCUCCUCUGCCUUUUGCUGGCAAUGCUUUGCCAAGGAUACAUUAAUAUGGGGUCUUCACAAGGAGAAAGCCCUAGGAGGUGUCUUUGUUGCCCUUGUCUUUCUUGGAGUACCUGCCUGCCCCAUCAGCCUGAGGCCUCCAGAGAGGACACCCUGCAUAGGUUAUCUGGGAAGGAAUAAGGUCCCCAUGGUGGAAGACCCCCAGGAAAUGACCUAUGCUCAGCUGAACAUUAGAACCUUUAAUAAGAGGAAAACUGCCCACACGAAGACACAGAAACAGUCCAUCAUUUAUUCCACUGUGCCCAGGCACUGAGGGUUUGGGCACCUUUCACAGAAGAAAUUCUCUCUCAUCUUCUCCCCUCCCAUCUUCUCUUCUCCCAUCUCCUCUCCUGUCCCUCACCACUAUUUCAUUUGUUUUUUGAGUACAUCUUCCCCAGGUUUCUAUCAUUGAGGAACCAUGUUUAUUGGGGUUAUCCAUUUUUAGAUUUGUGCAAAGCAAGUGCAUCCAUCUAUGAUAAUGAGAGACAUUACAAGACACAUACAGAAUAGAAGGAGGACACUCAUCUCAGAGAGGAAGUUAUUACCAUUUGCUCAGAUCAGGAAAGGCCUUCUGAACUAGACCGGAUUGGAGCUGAGUUUUAAAGAAAUCCAGGCAACUAAGAGGGAAGAUAACAUUCCAGGCAAAGGGGACAGCCACCACAGAGGCAUGAAGUUAGGAGACUAUGGUGUACAAGGACAAAAAAAACCUCCUUUGUAGCUGUUUUAUAAAGUAGAGGAAAAUGAAGUGUAAGAAGAUUGGAAAUGGAGUAAACCACUGGGCUCACUUCCUCACUGCCAUCCUCCCCUCAUCACUCAGAUUCCUCUCAUGUAUCCAGUCUGAUGCCAAGCCUGUCUUUUCCACCUCCAUAACAUCUCUUGUAUGUGUCCCUUUCUCUCCAAUCACACAGCUGCUACCCUGGGGUCCACUUCACACCUGGUCUAUUGCAAUCACCUGCUGGUGCGUCUGCCUGCCACCAGUGUCUCUCACUCCAGUCCAUCAUCCACUCAGCCAUCAAACUGAUGUUUCUAAAGUGCAGGUCUGAUUAUGCCAGCCCCCUAGUCAAUAAACUGCAUUUGUUCCUUAUAAACUCUAGGAUUAAAUAUGAAAUCCUGUGUCAUCCCAAGCCCUUCCUAACCUCCCCCAUGACCUUUUAACUCUUCUUACACUUUAUGUCCUCUCACACUCUCUUGGUACAGGUGCCCUUUGAAUAUCUUGUUGGUAUUCAUGGGGUCCAGUCCCACCACACCCCCAACCAACCAUUAUUACACACUUCAGUACUUGAGAGGACAAUUAAUACAACUUUUAUCUUCUUAUAUGUGGUGAAAAUUUACAUUAGGACUCCCAAACCAAUCCACAUCAGCUAUUUUUGUUCCCCAAUUAUAUGUAUAUCU
Messenger RNA from Phascolarctos cinereus (koala), 2718 nucleotides. NCBI's taxonomy places the organism in Eukaryota, Metazoa, Chordata, Mammalia, Diprotodontia, Phascolarctidae. The record is from RefSeq and is a predicted model, not a curated record.